CCGACCUGUCUGACGUUACACCGCCUUCUUUCAUUUCCAGCUCGGCGGAUCUCCAUUUUCUUCAGGCCGACGUACAGGAAAAGGGGAUUAAACUCGUGAAAAAAAAUGAAUGAAGAAUACGACGUUAUCGUACUGGGAACCGGACUUACGGAAUGCAUCCUGUCCGGGAUCAUGUCUGUAAAGGGGAAGAAGGUCCUGCAUAUGGACAGGAACUCUUACUAUGGAGGAGAGAGUGCCUCCAUCACCCCUCUGGAGGAUCUUUACAAGCGUUUUAGCCUUCCUGGCAGCCCUCCUGAGUCGAUGGGGAAGGGCCGUGACUGGAAUGUGGACCUCAUCCCCAAAUUUCUUAUGGCCAAUGGUCAGCUGGUGCGUAUGCUGCUGAUCACACAGGUGACACGUUAUCUGGACUUCAAAGUGAUUGAGGGCAGCUUUGUCUACAAAAAGGGAGGCAUCUACAAAGUGCCCUCCACUGAAACUGAGGCUCUGGCUUCCAGCCUGAUGGGGCUGUUUGAGAAGAGACGGUUCCGGAAGUUUCUGGUUUUCGUUGCCAACUUUGAUGAGAAUGACCCCAAAACCAUGGAAGGUGUAGACCCCAAUAAGACUACCAUGCGUGAUGUUUACAAGAAAUUUGACUUGGGCCAAGAUGUCAUUGACUUCACAGGCCACGCAAUUGCCCUCUACCGCACAGACGAUUAUCUGGAUCAGCCCUGCAUAGAGACAUUAAACAGGAUUAAGUUGUACAGUGAGUCCUUGGCAAGAUAUGGGAAGAGCCCCUAUCUUUACCCCCUGUAUGGUCUUGGAGAACUCCCCCAGGGCUUUGCCAGAUUAAGUGCCAUCUAUGGAGGAACAUACAUGCUGAACAAGCCAAUUGAAGAGAUUAUCGUUGAGAAUGGCAAAGUAGUGGGUGUGAAAUCUGAAGGAGAGAUUGCUCGCUGUAAGCAGCUGAUUUGCGACCCCAGCUACGUCACGGAUCGUGCCAAGGUCGUGGGCAAAGUGAUCAGGGUCAUCUGCAUUUUAAGCCACCCUAUCAAGAACACUUCAGACUCCAACUCCUGCCAGAUCAUCAUCCCUCAGAACCAGGUCAACAGAAAGCAUGAUAUCUAUGUGUGUAUGAUCUCAUAUGCACACAAUGUGGCAGCCCAGGGUAAAUACAUUGCCAUCGCCAGCACCACUGUGGAAACUAAUGACCCUGAGAGAGAGAUUAAACCAGCUUUGGAUCUGCUGGAGCCCAUUGAGCAGAAGUUUGUGAGCAUCAGUGAUCUGUAUGCUCCAACCGACCUUGGAGCUGAAAGCCAGGUCUUCAUCUCCCGCUCCUACGAUGCCACAACCCACUUCGAGACAACCUGUGAUGACAUCAAAGACAUCUACAAGCGCAUGACGGGCACAGACUUUGACUUUGCCGAGAUGGAGCGCAAGAAGAACGACAUCUUCGGCGACGGGGCUGAUCAGUAACUUAGCUCAAGGCACUGUUGAAUAUCCGAUAUUCAGAGGAUGGUAAUCUUAAAGAAAAUAUGAAAAAAGAAGAAAAAAAGGUAACCAAAAUGGGCUAGCUGAUGAUUUCAAGUAUAUGUUUAUGCCCAUAAAGGAAUUUCAUGUAUACAGUUACAAAUUUAGCAUUUAAAGGGGGGAGAAGGGUCUGGCAGUCUGCUUUGUAUAAUCAGGUUAAGAGACAUUGCACUGAUUGUUGGUUGACGUCCUGUAUCCAGUUGCCAUCGUGUCAUCAUGUUGUCACCCUGCUCGGACAGGGAGGACGUUCAGUCCAAAGAUGCCAAAUGAUCAGAUUUUUGCAAUUGAUAUAAAGGCACAUGUAAAAGAACUUUACAAAGAAGCAGAAGUAUUUUUUUAUAAUUAUGUGCAAAAACUCAAAUAAAGAUGGCCUCUCAAGCAGAAGUGUCUAGGAGCGCAAAACUGAGCGGACAAGGUUUGCAAAAGAAAUCCUGAAAAUGAAGCCGCAGUUACCAACUUUGAUGAAAAGAGUCAAUGCAUUGUAUUUUCCUACAGAUUGGUGCUUCAACUAGUUACUGGACUGUAGCUAAUAAUGUAUGUCCAAGCCUUGCUUUGCAAAUGUAAGGGAAGUAUCAAGCACACAAAAUGUAUAUAAUCAUCUUUUCCUUCAAGUACUACUCAUCCAGCCUCAUGUUAUAUACAGAUUUUGCUAAAUAUAAAUAAGGAAACUGCAUUAAUUUGACACAACUGACCUAUUGGCUGUAAAUUGUGCGGCUGUUAAUUGGUAGGAUGGGAUGCUUGGAGCUUUUCCAGCUAUUGCCUUUACAUCUCUGUUGCAAGGGGCAGUAUGUGAUCCUCAGGCCAACGGUCAGAGGUCAUCACAUGUCAGCGAGAAAGCUACUUAACUGUGUAAGUCUGCGAGAGCUGCUUGAACACUGUGCUUUAGAGGAACUGUCUCUGUUUUUGUUGCAGAGAGAGGAGCUCUUAAAAAAGCAGAUGAGAAAAGUGGCCUAGUUCUCCUUUAUAUCUCUGUUGUGUUAGAAAGGACCAAAUGUCUACUGCAGUAUUGGCAUGACGGGGGCCCUGUGCGAAAUGUCAUCAGUGUUUUAAACAACGGAAUAACUGUGCUGAGCAAAUGGGGCUCAAAUGAUUUCUGUACUGCAAAGUAAAAAUGUUAACUUGUGAAA
Molecule: messenger RNA, 2633 nt
Organism: Pygocentrus nattereri (red-bellied piranha)
Lineage: Eukaryota; Metazoa; Chordata; Actinopteri; Characiformes; Serrasalmidae
Gene: gdi2
Product: GDP dissociation inhibitor 2
Exons: 11
Coding region: 106-1452 (448 amino acids)
Biological process (GO): protein transport; small GTPase-mediated signal transduction; vesicle-mediated transport
Cellular component (GO): cytoplasm
Molecular function (GO): Rab GDP-dissociation inhibitor activity
Source: RefSeq, a predicted model, not a curated record